UGUUGCUAGCUAAAUAUAUAUGUACAAAAUGGAUUUCAAAGCUAUGCUUCUUCUGUUUGCCUCUGUUCUAUUAGUUUCUGCAGAGGAUCGGUAUGUACGCUACGGUAGUUUUCGUAAAGGGAAUCCAGUAUUCAGGGCACCACCAUCGCCACGUCAGAUGAAUGAAGCGGCUCCUACCGGGGUACCUGUGGCCAUGCCAUUCACUGCUCCCCAAGUUAAGACCAACCGGGAUUGCGUCUCGUUGUGUGACAAGAGGUGCAAAAUAGAAACAAAUAAGAAGAUCUGCAGGAGAUCAUGUAUGGCAUGCUGUGGCCGCUGUAAAUGUGUUCCUCCGGGAUAUUAUAACAGCAGCAACAUAAACAAAUGUGGCAAAUGCUACACCAAUAUGAACUACCACGGACAAAAGUGCCCUUGAUUAAUUAAUCCUCAGAUCAACUAAUUAAUUAAGCACGAGAUCGAUGUAAUUAAUAAGUACUGUGAGACUUGAUUCACAGAUGCCACAAAAUAAAUGGGUUAUGUAUUACUUAAUUUCAUCAUCUAUUUAUUAUAUGGGUGAUAGAUAGGCCCAAAGUAUUUAAUCAUAUUGAAUUGUCCAGUGUCAAUGGCUUAUGUAAUUAGUUAAUCAAAGUCAAUUCAUGAAAAUUGAAGUCUAUAUAUUGCUAUUUGGACAUAAAAUAAUAAAGUUUUUAUAAUUAUUUAUAUGGAUUUGAUGGAACCCUUGCCUUGCCCAAUGGGAAAGUAGAUUGAUUGAUGCUGUUAUUAGUUCAAGCAGAAAUAUUGAACGCAAAAAAACAAGGUGGCUAUUCGUGAUGA
Prunus mume (Japanese apricot) is the source of this 813-nucleotide messenger RNA. RefSeq lists its product as uncharacterized. The record is from RefSeq and is a predicted model, not a curated record. Lineage: Eukaryota; Viridiplantae; Streptophyta; Magnoliopsida; Rosales; Rosaceae.